Messenger RNA from Lodderomyces theae, 2313 nucleotides. Its product is annotated as peptide alpha-N-acetyltransferase complex A subunit. The transcript has a single exon. NCBI's taxonomy places the organism in Eukaryota, Fungi, Ascomycota, Pichiomycetes, Serinales, Debaryomycetaceae. Gene Ontology annotation, biological process: N-terminal peptidyl-methionine acetylation. The coding region runs from base 1 to 2313 and encodes 770 amino acids. The record is from RefSeq and is a predicted model, not a curated record. Gene Ontology annotation, molecular function: protein binding; protein-N-terminal amino-acid acetyltransferase activity. Gene Ontology annotation, cellular component: cytoplasm; NatA complex.
AUGGCGCCGAAGAAAGCUACCCCGAUAUUUGCCAACAAAGAAGAUGCAAAUUUCAGAGAAGCGUUGCAACUCUACGACCAAAAACAAUACAAGAAGGCAUUGAAGCUUGUGGAUGCAAAUUUGAAAAAGAAUUCAAACCAUGCUGAAUCGUUAGCUUUGAAAGGGUGUAUCUUGCAUUUCACGGGGAACAAGGAUGAAGCAGUGACAUAUAUCAAGAAGGCAAGUGAUAAAGACUCGUCAAAUUAUCUUGUUGAUCAUUUGGUUGGGCUAUACUAUCGUGCAUUGGAAGACUAUGUCGAAGCGGCAAAGUGGUUCAAAGCAGCAAUGGACAAUGGGUCCCCGAAUAAGCCUAUACUACGUGAUUUAUCGUUCAUGCAAGUGCAAAAUCGCGACUACAAGCCCUUGACCGAGUGCAGACAACAAUAUUUGGAGCAUGCACCUGGUUACAGAGCCAAUUGGACGGGUCUUGCUGUCGCCCAGCACUUGAAUAAAGAUUAUUCCGGGGCAGUGGCUACACUUACCAAAAUCGAAGGAAUUAUCAAGGACCAUUUAACAGCAAGUGACAUGUAUGAGCACAGUGAAGCAGUCUUGUAUAAAAAUCAAGUGCUUUCUGAAUCAGGAAAUUUCAGCAAAGCUUUGGAGGUGUUGGAGCAAGAUACUGAUAGUAUUAAAGAUCGUUUAUCGUACUUGGAAUACAAAGCAAAGUACCUUCUUUAUUUGGGGCGCAAGAAGGAAGCAUCUUUGGUUUAUAGAGAACUAUUGAAGACCAACCCGGACAACAUGCAAUAUUACAUAAUGUUGGAGUUGGCAUUGGAAACAAACAUUAUGGAACCUGAAGUUAGAGUUAGAUUAUACGACAAGUUGACUUCAUUUUACCCAAAGUCUGACCCUCCGAGGUAUUUGCCAUUGACUUUUUUGCUGGCGGAUUCCUCAUUGUUUGAACAAAAAUGUAAAGACUACAUUAUCCCCCAGCUUUUACGAGGUGUACCUGCCACGUUUGUCAAUGUGAAGCCAUUAUAUGGAUACCAAGGGAAACUCGAGGUUAUUGAAAAGAUCGUUUUGGAUUUCCUCAUCGAGGAUGCACCAAAAAAUCCAAACCCUUCCGUAACCGUGUGGACCUACUUUUAUCUUGCACAACAUUAUUUGUACAAGAAGGAACUUGAUACAGCGAUGAAGUAUAUUGAGUUGGCAAUUGAACAUACUCCUACACUUGUUGAAUUGUACAUUAUCAAAGCUAGAAUUUUGAAACACAAGGGGCUCUUUGAGGAGGCAUCUAACGUUAUGGAUAGUGGAAGAAAGCUAGAUCUACAAGAUCGUUUCAUCAAUUCCAAAGCAACAAAAUAUAUGCUCCGUGCCAACAAGGUCGAUGAAGCGAUAGAUUGCAUAUCAUUGUUUACCAAGCUUGACGAGGACGCGGUCAAUGGGUGUAAAGACUUGCACUUGAUGCAAGUCAAUUGGGUAUUGAUUGAAAGUGCCGAAGCUUACACAAGAUUGUACCAUGAACAAGAAGCUAAACUCGUAGCAUCGGAUCUCGGUAAAGAUAGCGAGGAAUAUACCGCAUUGCAGGAAAAUGUAGCCAUUUACAAAGGAUUAGCCUUGAAAAGAUUUCAAGCAGUUGUCAAGAUAUUCAAAACGUUUUACAGUGAUCAGUACGAUUUCCAUUCGUAUUGUUUGAGGCGAGGAACACCACGUGAUUACAUCGAUAUGUUGAGAUGGGAGGAUAAAAUUCAUGCUACGCCAGUAUACGUUCGUGCCUUGAGGGGGUUAUUGAACUUUUAUGUUGAGCUUUACGAAGAGCAACAACGUGUGUCUUCUGAACAAUCUCAAGAUGAUUUGAAGACGAAAAAGAGUGGUAAAAAGCAGAAGAAAGGAAAAUCAAAUAAAAAGAAACUGGACCAAGCUACUAAAGUUGAGGCUGAAAAAGACGACCAAGAUCCGUUUGGAUUGACUCUUCUUCUGACUUUGAAGCAAACCGAUUUCAUUGAACAGUUGUCGAAAUUAGUUGAACCUCUUGCGUCUGAAGCUCCAACGUCGAAGGAUACUUGGGAGUUACUUUUCAAAAUUUACACCAUUCAAGGUAAGUACGUGUUGGCGUUACAAGCCCUUAAGAGCUUGGACAAGAUACUCAAUGGGGACGGAAGCAAGAAGCUUAAAGAAGUCGGGGAUCGGGCUCGAUACUUGUCUGAGAUGAGCAAACAAGACGCCAAAGCCAACCAAGCUAUUGUUAAGGUAGUUGAAAAAGGGUUAUGCUCGACCUUUCCCGAAUUUGAAAAGUUGUCACCAGAAGAGUUCAGAGCUGUUUAUAGUAAAUAG